AGAUAUAUAUCAGCUUCAUAACGACAAAAGCCUUCUUUUUGUAAAGGGAAACUGUCCAAUUCAAAAACCAACUACUAAACUGCAGCCUGUUUUAGCCGAUUAGACGCAAUGACUACCGUCGCUUCCACCGCCAACGAGACCUCAGCCUGGAAGUUACGGCUUCGAGGUGCUCAGUCUAAGGCUAAGGCUAAGGUUCAAGAAUCUCAAGGCAGCAUCAACAUUACGGCAUACUUGGCCAACCCUGAGUCCUUUGGCGUUGACCAUCAGAGUCUUCACAGUGCUGAAGAUGGUGUUGAGAAACUGAAACAGUACGCGGGAAAGCUAAAGGAACGUUUGGCAUUACUCCGUGCAAACCCUACCUCUGAUGACAAGUUUGAACCCAUCACCAGGGCCCUCAUUGAGGAUCAUCAAAACCUAAGUGACGAUCUCAAGGCCGUCACAGAUAAGCUUCAGGACGACAAAGUGGACAAGCGAACGGCCAUGGAGACGAUGAGAGAAGCUCGCCAGCGAGCAAAGAAGCAGUCUAUCAAUAGUAUCGAUAGGUCAUAUGAUGACGCUGUUGAAAUCACUGAUCAUCAACCAGAAGAUCAACAAGAAACGGUAGCUGAUGUGUGGGUACUCAUCUACGAUCAGUUUCUAAGAUUCACUGAUAAAAUUUUCAAUCUUUUCUUGGACAUGCAUAACGCUAUUUCGCAGUGGCUUGAAGAUGUCUGGGAAAAGGUCAAAGAGGUGUGGAACACGAUGAAGGGGGUUUUCGUGGAGAUAUGGCAAUGGUUCAAUAACUUAUCUGGUUAAGGUAUAGUAGAGAUUGCUAUUCACAAUAUCGCCUGGUCACCCGGAGUGGGAUCGCUAGCUAAAGGUAUAAGGUGACUCUUAGCUCCAUCUGUUUAUUCUCUAUUGGGUAGAGAGUUCCCGUAGUAUAGCAAUCAGAAUAUAGUUACACAUG
Trichoderma harzianum CBS 226.95 is the source of this 946-nucleotide messenger RNA. RefSeq lists its product as hypothetical. Lineage: Eukaryota; Fungi; Ascomycota; Sordariomycetes; Hypocreales; Hypocreaceae. The record is from RefSeq and is a predicted model, not a curated record. Bases 109 to 795 code for a protein of 228 amino acids. The transcript is spliced from 2 exons.